Messenger RNA from Schistosoma mattheei, 2129 nucleotides. The record is from the annotation of a GenBank genome assembly. NCBI's taxonomy places the organism in Eukaryota, Metazoa, Platyhelminthes, Trematoda, Strigeidida, Schistosomatidae.
UACGCUUUUUAAAUUCUAAGGCUACUUAUCGUUGUCAACACGGCCAGACAUAACAAUAUCUCUGACUCAAAAAGAUAACGCUUUAUUAUGAUGGAUGUGAACCUACGGAUUAUGUAGUAUGUGUUUUUAUUAUUGCGAAAAUUUUAAUUGUAUUUUUAAGCAAACGAGUAAUGGCACAAACUAUUGAAUCAACGGUCCAAGCUAAUACCUCUGAAAUAUUGAGAAAAAACAAGGGUAGAAAGAGUUCAAAAGUAAACAACAGCGAUAUAGGCCCUAUCCUAGAGUCCUUGGGAGACGAUAUAACAAUAGCAUCAGAAACAGAAAACGUGAAUAAAAAAAGAAACGGCCUAGUGACUGGAGCAAAAAAGAUUCCAUUUAUGGAUAACCGCGGUGAUUUUUCAAUUAAUUUCCCUGACAGACAGUUUACUCCAAACGUUUAUGUUGAAAAUCGAAGUGGCUUUCGUUCUCAUCCACUUAAAGAUUAUGAGAAAAAUAUGCCUAUGAAACGAAAUGAAGAAUCUACAAUUAAAAGAAGACUAAAUGACAAACAAGAACUGAUGUAUACGCAUAACAAUCCAGGAUUACAUUUUGUUAUCAGCAUACAUGAAACACUACAAAUUUUGACAUUUGCGUUAUUCGGCUUAUUGGCUGGUGCAAGUUUAGUGCAUACACUAUUCGUACAAUCAUUAAUUAAUCCAAGACAAAUUAAAAAUGAUGGUUCUUGGAAUUACAAUUACGGAGAUGGUUAUUUACCAUUAUUAAAAUAUUAUGGAGUUUAUGCACGUCCAAUCUCUAUUACAUUUUAUAUAUCAUUAGUUUUGAUAGGUGUUUUUGUAUUCGGAAAAUUUGAUUUAGGAAGGCCAACAACAAAUUGUAUUCGGAAAUGUGUUAAACUUCAGAAUGGACUAAUGGCUAUCAUAUUUUAUAUGAUCGCUUUCGUAAUACACAAUUCGAUGGGUUGGUUUGAUUAUAUAUUUCAUGUGAAUAGUUAUAAAUCUGAAGAUGAAAUAAGAUACCUAUUGAGUACACAAAUUGAUUUAAAUAAUUUUCUUAAAAUAUGGCAAAUACUUGAUGCUUGUCGUACUGCAUUCAUAUUAAUAACAUGGAUAUCAGUUGCACUAGGUGAUUCAAUUCAUGACAGGUUAACUACAACGUUGAAUAUUAAUCCUAUGAAAAUCGGAGAUGGUAGUGGAAACAAUAUCCAGCCGAAUUAAACAUCACUAAAAUAUACAAAUGACAUUUGUAAUCCCUCUUCUUCAUAGCUCCUAAAGAGAAUUCGUAAUUUGAAAAAUAUACAAUGAUAAUUGAAUGUCUAUUUUUGAAGCUUCAAGAUCCAACUAUUCUCUACAUAACUCUUAUUCUUCAAAAACAAAUUAAAUUCUUGAACCCAGUCUACGAUGCAGACAAAUCGACUGAUACACAAUAAGUUGCAUCAUGUAAUAACUGAAUCUAAUUAAUCGCUAUGUAUAUAGAAAAUUGUGGUCGCUGAUAAACAUUUCCAUAACUAACUGAUAUCAUUGUAAAAGCUUCUUUAAUCGGUUAAAAUGAUCGACUAUUUUUUCGCGGUAUUUCUAAAAAUCUUAAAUAUUCCUAACAAACCAGUUGCUCCAGAAAAAUGUGCCUCAAAACCAAGUACGUAAACAUGAAUUUGGUGGGUUAAAUUAUUAGUUUCGGAAAUGCUAAAAAGGUAAGAGUAUUGGGUGCUUCAUACAAUCAGUAUGCGAAUGUAAUUGCAAUUGAAAAUUGAUCCUCUUUGGAAAGCCAUUGAAGAUCAGUACACACUGAACCACCACAACUGUUUUACGCAAUUUAGGACUCAUCAGUAGUGAACACUGACAACCUCACCAAGAACAUCCGUUAUUUAGCUGGAAUCCAACAGUCCACACUUUCCCAUAUGUUUUGUGGGAUUUUCUUUGAGAUGAAUGACUGUGAGGAUAAAAAAUAUUCAGCAGUGCUAUUGUUCGACAUUGGACAUGAAUUUAAUGUUCUAAACGUCCUGCAAGAUGAUCAGCACUUCCGAAAAAUCAUCUUUUCUUGCUCCUUCCAGUUUUCCCUUCCCGAGUAUUUAUAUAUUUAACCUGUAAGCAAACAAAUAUUCGAACUUUCUCUCAAUCCUUUUACAGUUAUUG